ACUACUUUUUCUGCCAAAUUUGUUGUAUAACAUGUUUUGGUGCUUAAUUUGUAAAAUCAUAACCUAAUUUGAUGUUUAAUAGGCUUUUCCUUAAUCCCUCCUUAUUAUCCAAGAUAUUCGCUUAUCCAACAUUCUGCCGGCCCGUUUAUGUUGGAUAAGUGAGACUCUACUGUAUAUUGAAAACAUGGACUACAAAAAUGCCUUGGAUAAUCCAGACUCUACUGUAAUUAUAUUUUGUAAUAUAUUGCAUAUUUUGUAAAUUAAGGCAGAUUCAGUUUCAGUCAUUCCCAAAUGUAGGUGCACCCCUUAGCACUGAGUCAAGUGGUGCCAAACCGCAUUACAGUAGAGUCUCACUUAUCCAACACUUGCUUAUCCAAGCCUCUGGAUAAUCCAAGCCAUUUUUGUAGUCAAUGUUUUCAAUAUAUCGUGAUAUUUUGGUGCUAAAUUCGUAAAUACAGUUAUUACAACGUAACAUUACUGCAUAUUGAACUACUUUUUCUGUCAAAUUUGUUGUAUAACAUGAUGUUUUGGUGCUUAAUUUGUAAAAUCAUAAACUAAUUUGAUGUUUAAUAGGCUUUUCCUUAAUGCCUCCUUAUUAUCCAACAUAUUAUUCACUUAUCCAACAUUCCGCCGGCCCGUUUAUGUUGGAUAAGUGAGACUCUAGUGUAAUUCAGAGUUUCUAGAUUGACCAAAAGUAUGGAAACGCCCUAUGGACAAUUUGUGAAUUUAAUUCGCGGGCGCCUCUUUAAGAAAGGGGCGUCCUUAAGGCUCCCGCCUGUGCCCCUCCCUGGCAGGAGAGGGCGGGGAAAGGGGCGCGCCCUGUAUGCAAAUUCCCCGAGCCCGUGACGCGGUGUAUGCAAAUUCCCCGGGCGCCUAGCAGAAAAGCAAAAGUUCGCCAGUGGAGCGGCUGCGUCCCCAGAGCGAGCCUGAACAUGGCGCUGGGAGGAGGAGGAGGAGGAGGCGUCAGAGGAGGAGGGGGCUCCUUAUGGGGGGCUCUGCUGCUCCUGGUGGCGGGACUGAGGCUCCUGGGGGCCAGCCACGCCGCCGCCCCUUCCUCCCCGGUGCCCUUGAUCCUGGGCAUGAGGCUGGACCACACGGACAACCCAGACCCAGAGGUGCAAGACUAUGGCAUCAUCCAGGUGUUGGAAGGCACCCACAUUAUGCUACGCCUCUACGGGCUCCACCUGCCCAGCCGCCUCUACGAGAUGGUCUCCUUCUCCGAGGUGGGCCUGGGUGGGAGCGCCAACUCGAGCAGCGCCAACGCCACCUGCCUGGAGAAGACCCAAGACUUGGUGGUCCAGCCAAGGACGGUGCCUGGGGGCGUCCGGGGCCACUCGGCGGUCAUCGCCGUCCACGUCCAGCUGCUCCGCAAAGCGGAGAAGUCCAAGCUGUACGUCCUGUGCACCCGGAGCGACGUGGGGCGUCCGUGGGUGGCGCUGGCGGGCGAGGACGCCUUCCUGCGCGUGGUGGAGGAGAAGAAGCACCUGCUGCCCCUCUGGCUGCAGAUCAUCCUCAUCCUGGCCUUGCUGGUGCUCUCCGGCAUGUUUAGCGGACUCAACUUAGGCCUCAUGGCGCUGGACCCCAUGGAGCUGCGCAUCGUCCAGAACUGCGGCACCGACAAGGAGAAGCGCUACGCUCGCAAGAUCGAGCCCAUCCGCCGGAAGGGCAACUACCUUCUCUGCUCGUUGCUUCUGGGCAACGUCCUGGUCAACACGACCCUCACGAUCCUUCUGGACGAUCUCAUCGGGUCCGGCUUGGGCGCCGUGGUGGCCUCCACCUGUGGCAUCGUCAUCUUCGGUGAGAUCGUCCCCCAGGCCUUGUGCUCCCGUCACGGCUUGGCGGUCGGCGCCAACACCAUCGUGCUCACCAAGUUCUUCAUGCUGCUCACCUUCCCGCUCUCCUUCCCCAUCAGCAAGCUCCUGGACUGCGUCCUUGGCCAGGAGAUCGGCACCGUCUACAACCGGGAGAAGUUAGUAGAGAUGCUGAAGAUCACGGAGCCUUACAACGACUUGGUCAAGGAGGAGCUCAACAUGAUCCAAGGUGCGCUGGAGCUGCGGACCAAGACGGUGGAGGACGUCAUGACCCCGCUCCACGACUGCUUCAUGAUCAACAGCGACGCCGUGCUGGACUUCAACACCAUGUCGGAGAUCAUGGAGAGCGGCUACACCCGCAUCCCCGUCUUCGAGGACGAGCACUCCAACAUUGUGGACAUCCUCUACGUCAAGGACCUGGCCUUCGUGGACCCCGACGACUGCACCACCCUCAAGACCAUCACCAAGUUCUACAACCACCCCGUCCACUUCGUCUUCCAUGAUACCAAGCUGGACGCCAUGCUGGAGGAAUUCAAAAAGGGAAAGUCCCACCUGGCCAUUGUCCAGAAGGUGAACAACGAAGGUGAAGGUGAUCCCUUCUAUGAGGUGCUGGGCCUGGUGACACUGGAGGACGUCAUCGAGGAGAUCAUCAAGUCGGAGAUCCUGGAUGAAUCCGACAUGUACACUGACAACCGCUCCAGAAAGCGAGUGAAUAACCAAAAGAACAAGAGGGACUUCUCUGCCUUCAAAGACAAUGACACGGAGUCCAAGGUGAAGAUCUCACCCCAGCUGCUCUUGGCUGCUCACCGGUUCCUCUCUACAGAGGUGAACCCAUUCAGUCCGGCCCUAAUUUCGGAAAAGAUCCUCCUGCGCCUGCUCAAACACCGGGACGUCAUCAACGAGCUGAAGUUUGACGAAGAGAACAAGAAGGCACCACAGCACUUCCUCUUUAACCAGAACAAGCCGGCUGACUACUUUAUCCUCAUCCUACAGGGCAAAGUAGAGGUAGAGGCUGGCAAGGAGAACAUGAAAUUUGAGACUGGACCUUUCUCCUAUUAUGGGGUGAUGGCUUUGAACCCAAUAGUCCCAACAACUCCUGUCACCAUCCAUCGCUCAGCCAUCAAACCACGAGGGUCUUUGUAUUCCAGGGUAUCAGUUUCAGAGGUGCGCUCUCCGUCCCACAUGAGCAACCUGAACCGCUCGGCCUCCCUCUGCUACCACGAGCGCUCCGACUCCAUCUCCUCCACCUUCAGCGGCAGCAACAACCAGCUCAGUGCCAACGCCAGCGCCCAAUACAUCUCCGACUUCAGCGUCCGCGCCGUCACCGACCUGCAGUUCAUCAAGAUCACCCGCCUCCAGUACCAGAAUGGUCUGAUGGCCUCGCGCCUCGAAAGUUGCCCCCAGUCUCCCGAAGGGGUUCCCCCGAAAGUGGACACCUCCUUGUCAGAAAAGGGGGACUCCUUGUCAGUGACCAAUGAAACGGGUGGCCUUUUGAAUGAGAGAAACUGCCAGCCCCACAAGCUGAACCACAGCCCCACCGACAGCGUGGUCUGACCCCGGCCUCUGGGCGACCGGGACGGGACCCCGGUUCGCCUGAAAUGCACCUUCCCUUCCAAAGACUCACCUGUGCCCGAAGAGAGGGGAUUGGGACGCUCCAGGCCUCCCCAACAAACCUCCAGUUGCGGUAUCAUGCCAAGGGGAGCGGCAACUUUCCAGCAAACGUAGUCACCUCCUCAUUUUCUCUUUCCUGCGGCAGGGUGGGUCCCGCCUCUCUUAAGGGAAUUAAUUAUGGGUGCCGAUCAGAAGAAAGCUGGUUUUGGAUACUAAAGGGAAUCCUGGUUAUGGAAUGUUGGAUCCCCCGAUCCGGAUUCACCCCGAUUUGUGUUUGGGGAACGAAGGAAGACUUGGCUAUCCAGUGGAUCUUACAAAGGGAGCUCACCUGCUGCUGUUCUUCUACGCUGGCUUUUUACCUUCCGUUGUGCAGAAAGUUUGAAUGAACCUACGGAGAUAAUGAUCCGGCUGGCUCUCCCCGGCCUGCGUGGAAAGGAGACGUCCCAUUCCAAAGACUGGCCAACUCUGGUUUUCUCUUCUGUUGCUGACGACGUGAAAGGGGCCUCCGUUCCAGAAGCCCAUCGGUACAGGAACGGCGCAAACCUCACCAGGAGGAAACGAGAACGGUAGCCAUAGCCAUUAGCAGUUGUCUGUGGAUCAGUCAGGAAUCUUUUUCCCCCCAUCUCAGGGAGUUCUGAAUCUUGUAUGUUGUCUGCGGAGAUGGUCUAUUUUAAUUCUAUUUUUAUAAAAAAAACCAAGCACAUUGGGCAAAGGGCAGAAGUAUCUGGAGAAGGUUUAAAAGUUGGUGGGAUUUGUCGCUUCUGCCUCUGUUUAGGGGCGAUCACUAUUUAUUUCCCCAGGAAAAUAAUAAUACUCAAGGAAACAAAACAGAGCCAAGUAAUCAUAAAACUAGAUUCUGGAAUGAACUAUUUUAAACUUUUUAGAAACAUUGCUUUUUUUGGACAACAAUUCCCAGAAUUCUGGGAGAUGUAAUACCCAAAAGGGAAUUUUUCAAGCUCUGGAACGGUUCACUUCAUAGUGCGAGUUAGCGCUUACCUGCCUUUUAGAAACAACAGCCAAAAAGAAGGCUAGAUUUGAACUUUUCUCCCCAAUGUGCUCUUUUUUUUUGUCAAAAAGGUCUGUUCGUUUUUGUCGGGUUGUGGGUUAUUUACAGGAGGGAAUAUCCCCUUGCUUUUGGUACUCUCCCUCCUCUGUGUACAAAUUGGGCCAAGGAAACGAAUCCCAAGGAACUUAUUUAAUUAAUAAAGGCUACAUGAAAUGAACCCCCCCCCCCGGCUUUUGGUUUUGGAAAAUAAAAGGCAAAGGCACACACACAUCUCACACAAGACGUUUAGUAAUGUCAUAUUGUGUACACAAAGACAAGUACGCAAAAACAGCUUUCCCACCAAUUGUAGAAUUUUCUUUUCCCGCAUUUGUUUCCAGAUCACUUUCUUGGGGUCUAGAAUUUCAGAAAUUUCUAAAGUGUUUUUAUUCUUCGGGAGAGCUGGAAAUGUUCAUAAAAAUUGAAGGGAAAACACAUUCACGCCUUUUCAGAUUACAGCAAUUUCAGUAACGCAAUAUGCAUAAUGCAAUGUUUUUAACACAUGGAUGAAGGGUUUCUCUAAUUCUGCUUCAAGGCAGUACUCACAAGAGCUCCUUCUUUGGCCCAAAUAAUAAUAAAAAAUACUAUGCAAGAGGCCAAGAUCCAUGAGAAUGGGCUCCGUUUCCCCCUCUUUAAAUGGAUUUGAAAUGAUCUCCUUGGGAUCGAUGUGCUUUGGGACAGCUUUAAUGUAAUUGGACUGUCGUGUGUGUCUUUUACGCGAAUGUAGCUUUCUGUUUGACUUUUAAAAGUUCUCAGUUGUGUGCGGGGAUCAUUGGGGUGAUAUUUCCCUUUUUAAAAAACUCUUACUGUUAUUAUUAUUAUUAUUAUUAUUAUUAUUAUUAUUAUUAUUAUUAUUAUUAUUAUUAUUAUUAUUAUUAUUAUUCCUAAGGAAAGCACAGUGGUUUCUCAACAUUGGCCCCUUUGUGGGUGGCAUGAUGUAAUUUAUUGUAUUUUUUUCCUCCUGAUUUUAAAACACUAAACUGAAGAUCCUAGCUCCCCUGGGGGAGAUAUGCUUUUUUAAAAAUGGAAAUAAAUAAUACCAAAUCAAA
Anolis carolinensis (green anole) is the source of this 5513-nucleotide messenger RNA. RefSeq names its product cyclin and CBS domain divalent metal cation transport mediator 4 (gene cnnm4). The transcript has 8 exons. The record is from RefSeq and is a predicted model, not a curated record. Gene Ontology annotation, molecular function: magnesium ion transmembrane transporter activity; sodium ion transmembrane transporter activity. Lineage: Eukaryota; Metazoa; Chordata; Lepidosauria; Squamata; Anolidae. Gene Ontology annotation, cellular component: plasma membrane; cytoplasm. Bases 855 to 3365 code for a protein of 836 amino acids. Gene Ontology annotation, biological process: magnesium ion homeostasis; intracellular manganese ion homeostasis; magnesium ion transport.